AUGUCACAGACUUCGCCAGCUUCUGCCCCGUUAACGCACGAUGGUCUUCGGCCAGAGACCCGCGGGUUGCCCGACAAGAAGCGAGCUCGCGUGGACGAUGAAGCACCGUCAGCCGAGGGUCCUGAUCCCGUGCAUCCUCGGCCGCUCUCGUGGCAGCCCUCUGCGCCAGUAGAACCCCCGUUGCAAGCUGCCCAACUUCGCUCCAUCGGCGUCCAUUCUAUUCUGAACCCCCCCGCCAAAUCCGCUCCGGCUGCACUGACGGAUCUGGGUAGAGACGGGCUGAGUCUGGGACGGCUGCAGCCGUCUGCCUCGUCAUCCUCUGCUUCGUUGUCUUCUGCUCCCUCCUCCCAUGUCCGAAUGCCCUCUUCGCCUACAGUCCGUCUGGCCUCUCCAUCGAUACAGCACGCAAAACGGCCUUCCCUCUCGCCGGGGUUGAUGAGCCGCCAGAUCAUCGCACCUGCCUCCCCCACUGCUCGGUUCGUGGGAUCCGCCGGGCCCUAUGCCCGGAAAACUAACACAUCACAGUCUCCCUUGGUGCAGUCCCCCUUGGCUCAGGAGUCACGGCCGGGUCUGUACCGGAUGGCUUCUGGAUCCCCCCUGCCCAUGGACUCGAGUCAUAUGUCCGACAGUCAGGCUCCAGUGGCCGCCUCCAUCCAUUCCACGCCAACGUUUCACAGCCGUCGAGUCAGCACCAACCCGACCCCGACCCCCAGCUCGCACGAGGCGAGCCCUACAACGCCCGUGUCCGUCUACAGUCCGUUCGGACGAUCGUCACCCGCGAUCACGGGCCUCGGUGUGACGCAACCGGCCUCAUUCGUCCAGUUACCUCAAUACGGGACAGCAGAGCCGGUCAGCCGACUGCCGUCGGUAGUGCCCGGUCCUCUACAUGCAGGGAACGAGCAGGCGGCCAUGGGGGGAUCGGCCCCGAACACCCCACCGGUGCCGGGGAUGAUCCCGUGCAUUCUGGAUCUCAAGUCCGGGUCAUCGAGCCAAGCGGAGAAGCGCAAGGCGAACAGCGACGCCUCAAGACGGUUCCGCAACCGAAAGCGGAACGAGAUGCAGAUGGAGCAGAAGAUCACCGCGCAGCAGGACGAGAUCCGUAAGCAGCAGGAGAAGAUCCAGGCGCUGAUGCAGGAACGCGAUCAUUAUCGGUCCGAGCGGGACUUCUAUCGCGAACAUGUCAACCGGCUGGUCCCGCCGGGCCAGAUCCCGCCCCGGCCAGCCUCCCCGGCCGCAUGUCGAUCGACCUCGGAGCGAGACGCGGAGACCACAUGGUCCGGUGGUGAGACGCGAGCUGCCGUGGGCCCAGCGGGCCAUCUCAACCCCACUGGAUCACCGCUGGGGUCGAGCUCGCACUCGCCGGGCAGCUGGCACAAUGGAGCCUCUUAUCCCGCGCCGGCCGAACGAAACAUGGUGUCCAACGAGCCGCAGACGAGACCGAUGUCGCAGCUGUCGGAGAGUUGGACCCGUUCCUGA
Aspergillus clavatus NRRL 1 is the source of this 1476-nucleotide messenger RNA. RefSeq lists its product as uncharacterized. Gene Ontology annotation, molecular function: DNA-binding transcription factor activity. Bases 1 to 1476 code for a protein of 491 amino acids. Gene Ontology annotation, biological process: regulation of DNA-templated transcription. The transcript has a single exon. NCBI's taxonomy places the organism in Eukaryota, Fungi, Ascomycota, Eurotiomycetes, Eurotiales, Aspergillaceae. The record is from RefSeq and is a predicted model, not a curated record.